CCCAUCGCCGCCUCCCGCUCUCCCCUCAUCCUCUUCCUCUCCAAACGCUUCCUCGCCUCCUCCCCCUUCGCCGCUGGCCUCCUCGGGCUUCCCUCGCCUCCCGGCCUCUCGCGCGUGGCGGUCCGGCUGGGAGCGGCCCGGAUCAACUCGGUCCGGUGCAUGGCUCGGCGAGCUGGUGACUCGGCUUACUCGCCUCUGAACUCCGGGUCGGGCGGUGGGUUCAGCGACCGGCCACCGACGGAGAUGGCGCCGCUGUUCCCCGGUUGCGACUACGAGCACUGGCUCAUCGUCAUGGACAAGCCUGGCGGCGAGGGGGCCACCAAGCAGCAGAUGAUCGACUGCUACAUCCAAACCCUAGCCAAGGUCGUCGGCAGUGAGGAGGAAGCAAAGAAGAAAAUUUAUAAUGUGUCUUGCGAGCGGUACUUCGGAUUUGGUUGCGAGAUUGAUGAGGAGACAUCAAAUAAGCUUGAAGGCCUUCCUGGUGUUCUGUUUGUGCUUCCAGAUUCUUAUGUUGAUCCUGAGAAUAAGGACUAUGGUG
Messenger RNA from Elaeis guineensis (African oil palm), 538 nucleotides. The record is from RefSeq and is a predicted model, not a curated record. Lineage: Eukaryota; Viridiplantae; Streptophyta; Magnoliopsida; Arecales; Arecaceae.